AUGCGAUUUACUAAAAACAAACGAUUAUUUCUAUUUGUGACUUUAUCUAUAGCACUCUUACAUUUCUCAAAAGCAACAAGUAACUUACAAAAUGAACAAGCAGAAGAUGUUCAAAUCCCAAUCUCAGGAUUUCAACCAGAACAAGAAAUCUUAAUGUCAAAGAAUCAAGAAAAAUUCGAAUUUCAAAGUGAUAUUGCUAGACUUAUGCGUGUCGUCGUUUCUCAUCUUUAUCAUGAUCGGGAUGUGUUCUUGAGAGAAUUGAUUAGUAAUAGCGGUGAUGCACUUGAGAAACUUAGAUUUGCUUCUUUAACUGAUUCAUCUGUAUUGGAUACUGCACCUGCUCUUAAUAUCUCGAUUAUGGCUGAUAAACCAUCUAAAAGGUUGAUCAUUAGAGAUUCCGGUGUAGGUAUGACUAAAUCAGAAUUACAAAAAAAUUUGGGAACGAUAGCUAGAUCAGGAACUUCUGAAUUUUUAAGUAAAUUAGAAAAAGGAGAAAAAACAGAAACCUCUAAUAAUUUGAUCGGUCAAUUCGGAUUAGGAUUUUAUUCUUCUUUCUUAGUAGCUGAUCGAGUUUUAGUUUCAAGUAAAUCUAAUUCAGAUGAUAAACAAUGGGUGUUUGAAUCGAAUGCCGAUGCUGCUGAAUUUAAGAUCUCAGAAGAUCCUCGUGGUAAUUCUUUAGGUCGUGGUACUGAGAUCACUUUGUAUAUUAAAGAUGAUGCUACUGAGUAUCUAGAGAUUGAUAAACUUAAAGAACUCAUCUCAACUCACUCUGAGUUUUCCACAACCGCACCAAUUUAUCUUUGGACUGAAAAAGAGGAAGAAGUUCCAAUUGAAGAAGAAGAAAAGCCCAAAACUGAUGAUGAUGAAGAUGAAUCAUCAAAAGCAAAAGAGAAAACUGAUGAAGAGAAAGAUGAAGAUGAAUUAAAGAUUGAUGAAGAUUCAGAAGAUUCAGAAGAUAGUUCUACUCCUGCUACUCCAAAGACAAAGACUGUAAAGAAACAAGUAUGGGAUCAACUUAACACAAAGGGACCUAUUUGGACUAGGGAUCCUAAGGAAGUUUCAGAUGAAGAUUAUAUUACGUUUUAUAAAGCACUUACUAGUCAAACUGAAGCGCCUUCAUCUUGGAUUCAUUUCAAAGGAGAUGCAGGUCGAACCGCAUUCCAUGGAUUAAUUUUCAUUCCUGAAACUUUACCAGCCGAUUUCUAUACCAAAACUUAUGCUCAGUUAGAUUCAGUUCGAUUAUUUGUACGAAAGGUUUUGAUUACCAAAGAACCAUCACCUGAUUUCCUUCCGAAAUGGUUUAAUUGGAUUAAAGUGAUUAUUGAUGCAGACGAUUUACCAUUGAAUGUAGGAAGAGAUAGUUUACAAGUUAAUAAAUCUUUAAGACAAAUCCAAAACAUCAUCUUAAAGAAAUUUUUGGAUCAUUUAAAUCAAGUAUCUAAAAAAGAACCGGAAAAGUAUUUAAAACUUUGGAAAAAGAUUGGUACGACCUUGAAAGUAGGAGCAGUAGAAGAUAUUAAGAAUCGAGAAAAAUUAUCAAAAUUGAUGAGGUUUCAUUCAUCUGAACUUAAAGAAGGAUCACUGGUUAGUUUAGAUGAAUAUGUAGCUAGAAGAAAGAAAAAUCAAAAACAAAUAUACUUUAUGGCUGGUGCAGGUAUGGAAGUUAAAGAUUUAAGUAGAUCACCUUUCGUGGAGAAAUUAGUAGCACGUGGUUAUGAAGUUUUGUAUUUGGUGGAUCCAAUGGAUGAGAUGAUUACUCAAAGUUUGGCUACGUAUGAUGGACUUAAAUUUCAGGAUGUGGCAAAGAAAGGUCUUAAGAUGGGAGAUGAAGAUGAUGAUGAAGAUGAAAAGGCUGCUUUCGAAGAAUAUAAGAAGGAGUAUGAACCGUUAUCUAAGUGGAUUCAGAAGGAGUUGGAUGAGUAUGUUGGUGAUGUGGUGAUCUCUAACCGAUUAACGACUUCACCCUGUGCUGUUGUCGCUGAUUCAUACGCAUGGACUGGUAACAUGGAACGAUUGAUGGCAGCUCAAGGAAGUCGAGGAUCAGAAAACAACUUUAUGAUGGACAUGAUCAAGAAAGCGAAAAAAGUAUUUGAGAUCAACCCGAAACAUCCGUUGAUCCAAGGAUUAUUGAGUAAAGUACCAGAAGGAGAAGAAGAAGCGGAUGAAGAACUUAAAUAUGUAGUUAGAACACUUUGGGAUACAUCUUUGGUUAGAUCAGGAUUUAACGUGGUAGACAACAAUGCAUAUUUUGAUCGAAUUGAAGUUUUAUUGAGGAAAUCGAUUGGGGUAGAUGAAAAGGAAAAAGUAGAUGUUGGAGAAAUCAAACCUGCACCAGCUGUUGAAGUUGGACCGGUUGAUGGUAGAAAAGAAGGAGAAGGAUCAACAUCAACAGAAGAGAACGUUGUAGGAAAAGAAGAAGAAAAGAACGAAGAAUGGAAAGAUUGGUCUAAAGUUAAAGAAGAUUUAAAAACGAAAGAAGAAACAAGUUCAGAAGAAAAGAAAGUAGAAGAAGAAGCAGAAUCGAAAGUAGAAGAAGAAUCGAUGGAAGUAGAAGAAAAAGAUGAUGAUGAAUCGGAAAAGAAAGAUCCAAAGAAGAGUGAAGAAUUUCAAGAAGCUAAUCAAAAGAUGAAAGAUGAAUUAAAGAAAUUAGAAGAAAUGUUAAAAGGAAUGCAAGGUCAGAAAGGAGCUGAUGGGAAAGAAAUGCCAGAUUUAGGUGAUUUGAGUGAGAUGCUAAAGGGAUUUGGUAAUAUUAAGGAUGAUGAUGAUACUGGUCAUGAUGAACUUUAG
Melampsora larici-populina 98AG31 is the source of this 2787-nucleotide messenger RNA. RefSeq lists its product as uncharacterized. Gene Ontology annotation, biological process: protein folding. Gene Ontology annotation, molecular function: ATP binding; ATP hydrolysis activity; ATP-dependent protein folding chaperone. Lineage: Eukaryota; Fungi; Basidiomycota; Pucciniomycetes; Pucciniales; Melampsoraceae. Bases 1 to 2787 code for a protein of 928 amino acids. The transcript has 10 exons. The record is from RefSeq and is a predicted model, not a curated record.